UGACGCACAGUAAUGGCGGUGCCCUUGUUAGAAUGGGGACUGUUGUUGGUCAUUUAUUAGCCAAGUUACUGUGAAUUAACUGUGGAUUCGUUGAUUACUGCGUCGAUCUGGUUCCAUUACGCGCGGACUUGAUGUUAAAGUCUGGCACAGCAGGUCCCUCCAGUGUUUCCUCUCCUCAGCCAAUGAAGGACUCAAAGGAGAGUUUGUCCAUGUCUGCGCGGGCGGUUCUGGACCACAUUAAACCGUGCUGGUACUGGGACAAGAAGGACUUGGCCCACACGCCGUCCCAGGCCGAGGGCUUGGACCCGGGGACAGAGGCUCGCUACAGGAGAGAAGGAGCACGUUUUAUCUUUGACGUGGGCACUCGCCUCGGCCUACAUUAUGACACACUGGCGACUGGCAUCAUAUAUUUCCACAGAUUCUACAUGUUCCAUUCAUUUAAGCAGUUCCCCAGAUAUGUGACUGGUGCCUGCUGCCUGUUUUUGGCCGGGAAAGUGGAAGAAACUCCAAAGAAGUGUAAAGACAUCAUCAGAACAGCCCGAGAGCUUCUGAACCCUGUGCAGUUUGCCCAGUUUGGAGAUGAUGCAAAGGAGGAGGUGAUGGUGUUGGAGAGAAUCCUGCUCCAGACAAUAAAGUUUGACCUGAUGGUGGAGCACCCGUACAUGUUCCUGCUGCGCUACGUCAAACAGCUCAAAGGGGACAAGAAUAAAGUCUGCAAAGUACUACAGAUGGCAUGGACCUUUGUCAAUGACAGCCUGUGCACGAUGCUGUCCCUGCAGUGGGAGCCUGAGAUCAUCGCCGUGGCCGUCAUGUAUUUGGCCGGACGUCUCUGUAAGUUUGACAUCCAGGAGUGGACCACGAAGCAGCCGUCCAGACGCUGGUGGGAGCAGUUUGUGCAGGACGUGCCCGUGGAGCUGCUCGAAGACAUCUGCCAUCAGAUCCUGGACCUGUACUCUCAGGGGAACAAGCCCAUCCCACAGCAGAUGCAGGAGAGAGAGAGGACCUCUGCUCCUCCUCCUCCAGUGCCACAGGGACCUCCUCCUCCCCCCAGCAACCCCCCACCUCCUCCACCAAAGAAGACCUCACCACCAGGGGGCAGUCCUGCGCGUCAGCUCAAACGCACACAUGCCUCCCCUAAAGAAGAACCAAAGGCUCCAGAACAAGUUGGAUCAAAAAUCCCGCGUCUGGAGAGCCCCAUGCCGCCCCUGCCUUCUCCCCAGCCUCCUCCUCCGGAGCGCAAGGCCCCGGUUCCUGCCCCUCCCACUGAGGCCGAACCAGGAAGUGAAGUGGCUCCUCCCCCUCCUCUGGCCCCGCCCCCUCAGCAGCCUCCCCCUCUGCCCCACCGCCCUCCUCCCCCUCCCCCCUCCAGCUACGUCAUGUCCACCACGAGCUCGUACAUGUCCGGGGAGGGCUUCCAGAGCCUGCAGUCCAUGAUGAAGACUGACGCGCCCGCCUACCCGCCCCUGCCCCCCGGGUACGCUCCCCCGAUGCCGCCCUACCACCACGUCUACCCGCCCCCGACCCCUCCUCCCCCGGGACCCCCGCCCUCCACGUACCCCCCUCCGCCCAACUUACCCCCGGCGUUCCCCCCUCCGCCCGGGUACAACAGCUACCCGCCUCCCCCUCCUCCGCCCAGGAUGGCACACACUCACGUACCCCCUCCGGGCAUAGGCCUACACCCGCCCGGGUACCCGCCCCCGCCCCCCGUGCCCGGACAGUCGCCAGUCCCUCACCCCCCUCCUCCACCGGGUAUGCUGUUAAAUCGCGGAGGCUGGAUGAGAUGAAACCGAAAUCUAAAAACUCUGUACAACAUUUUGCAAAUAAAACGCAGGAAGUCGUGUUUUGCCAUUUUCAAAAGGGCACAGGACGUCAAUGCCAACUUGAAUUAGGAAAAAGGCUUUAAUGAUGCAUUUAAAAGGUCCAUAUUACGCCAUUUUUCAUCUGUGAUAAUGUUUUCUCGUCAACAAACAGACCUGGGGUUGUGUUUUGUUUCAUUCACAUGUUUAACACACAAACCUGCACAUUUAGACUCUUUUCUCUCAAACUGAAAACACUCUGUUCCACUUUGGAAAUACAGGAAGUGCUCCACUGUGUUUUUAUACUCACUAGAAUCAUUUGGAAGAUUUGAAGCCCAGAAUUGCCAAUCUUUGUUUUGAGAUUUGGAGAUAUUAUCAGAUUAAUAACACAGCGUUACUUAAACGUGCGUGAAUGAAACAAAACACAACUCCAGCUCUGUUUUUGAUUAUAACUUGACUUAACGCUCAUAAGAGUUCAUUUUGCGUAAUAAAAGGACCUUUAAAGAACUUGAUGGGUACAAUAUGAUGAAUUAUUUCCUCAUUCAGUAGAACCACGAAACAUCACAAGUUAAAACUGAAGCAUAUUUUCUGCAAACUUUGUUCAUUGUUAAUUUGUGUUUUGAAUUUGACUGUGACCCUGCAGUUGUUUUUUUAAUUUUUAUUAUUAUGUUGAAUCUUUAGCUGAACACUGUCUCUCAUUAGCUCUCAUAGAAGUCGCCUUUAAACUCUCGUUGUGUUCCAAUAGUAUUUCAUCGAAUUACAAACAUCGCCGGUCAGCCCAGAGUUUUCAGUGACGUCACAUUUGGACCACAGGAAAGGCUGAAGACGGAGCGUUCGAUAUGCGAAAGCAAAUGCAAAAUAAAUAUGGACUUUUAAAGGUGCACUGUGUAACUUUUCAGGUUAGGGGUCUAAAUUUGGAGAAAAGAUGCAUUUAUUUGAUUAUGGCUUUGCUUAUUGCACAAAAACGUCUUUAAAAACAUGUAUUCUUAGUGCGAGUGGGGUCGCCUCUUCACAGAUCUCACCUGUAACUCGCCCUGGUGGUGUCUCCUGCUUGUUUCUACGGAGACUGAAAAGUUUAAUGUCAUACUUUAGAAUACUGGAGGUAAAGCAAUAACAUCUCCAUGGAGACAAGUAACUGGGGAGCCCUCUACUAGAAAAGUCACACAGUGAAACUUUAAUGUAUGUUUCCAAGACCAAAAAAUAUAUAGUUUUGAUUUGUCAGAUUGAAAAAUGUGGCAUUUUUGCAUUUUUUUUUAUACAGUAUAUAUUGGACUAUGAAUGCUAUGCUUGCUUAAAGAUGCACUCUGUAACUUUUAAGCUGGGGGUCCAUCACCUGCUUGUUUCUAUGGAGAUGUCAUUGCUCGGUCUGGAAUGUUCCACAGUGUGACAUUAAACAGCUCGACUUGACAUUUAUUCUAUUCCAGGUGGUUUUGUGUGUCAAAAAUACCUAAAAAAAAAAACAGAUACUCUGAUUGUGAGCGGGGUCGCCUCUCCACAGAUCUGGCCUGUAACUUGAUCUGGUUUGGUCUCCAUGGAGAAAAGGAUUUGAUGGACGCUCCCCCAGAAAAGCUACACAAUGCACCUUUACGUCCCAAUUUUUACCUACUGAAUGUCAAAUUAUUUUCAUCUUUAUUUACAAUUGCCAUUGUCUCCUCGUCUUUUGAACACGUUGUUUUGAGGAUGUGACGUUGCAGGAAAACUCUGGGUGGGACCAUCCUUGUGUAACACUGGAUUUUGGGGCAUUUUGUACAUAUCUGCUUUGUUCAUGUAGAUUAUUCGAGAUUCUCCACUCUGUGCCUUAGCCUCCUCUGUGCUGAUCGUGCAGUUUCGGUUUGUGUCAACACUUAGGACAAUAAAGACCUGCUCUUUCCUA
Messenger RNA from Boleophthalmus pectinirostris (great blue-spotted mudskipper), 3669 nucleotides. RefSeq names its product cyclin-K-like. NCBI's taxonomy places the organism in Eukaryota, Metazoa, Chordata, Actinopteri, Gobiiformes, Gobiidae. Gene Ontology annotation, cellular component: nucleus; cyclin/CDK positive transcription elongation factor complex. The record is from RefSeq and is a predicted model, not a curated record. Gene Ontology annotation, molecular function: cyclin-dependent protein serine/threonine kinase activator activity. Gene Ontology annotation, biological process: positive regulation of DNA-templated transcription, elongation; regulation of transcription by RNA polymerase II.